Fragaria vesca subsp. vesca is the source of this 2500-nucleotide messenger RNA. Its product is annotated as multiple C2 and transmembrane domain-containing protein 2-like. The coding region runs from base 1 to 2319 and encodes 772 amino acids. The transcript has a single exon. The record is from RefSeq and is a predicted model, not a curated record. NCBI's taxonomy places the organism in Eukaryota, Viridiplantae, Streptophyta, Magnoliopsida, Rosales, Rosaceae.
AUGCAGAAGCCUCCGCAGUCUACAGAUUUCGCUUUAAAGGAGACCUCGCCCAACAUUGGGGCGGGGUCGAUCACAGGUGACAAGCUCUCUUGCACCUAUGAUCUUGUUGAACAGAUGCAAUACCUUUAUGUUCGGGUGGUAAAAGCCAAGGAUUUACCUGGAAAAGAUGUAAGUGGUAGUUGUGAUCCUUAUGUUGAAGUGAAACUUGGUAACUACAAGGGAGUCACUAGGCAUUUCGAGAAGAAGUCUAACCCUGUAUGGAAUCAAGUAUUUGCUUUCUCCAAAGAUCGAAUUCAAGCUUCCAUUUUGGAAGCUGUGGUAAAAGACAAGGAUGUUGUGGUUGAUGAUUUCAUGGGGAGGGUUAUAUUUGAACUAAAUGACAUACCGAAACGCAUUCCACCUGACAGCCCUUUGGCACCACAAUGGUAUAGGCUGGAUGAUCGAAAAGGUGUUAGGGUAAAGGGAGAGCUGAUGUUGGCAGUUUGGAUGGGAACUCAAGCUGAUGAAGCAUUUCCUGAUGCUUGGCAUUCAGAUGCUGCAACAGUUGGGCCAGAAGGUGUGAAUAACAUUCGAUCAAAGGUGUACCUCUCCCCUAAGCUUUGGUAUGUAAGAGUUAAUGUAAUUGAAGCUCAGGAUUUGUUGCCUACUGACAAGAGUAGGUACCCCGAAGUUUUUGUGAAGGUUGUCUAUGGGAAUCAGGCAUUGAGGACUAGAAUAUCACAGAGUAAAAGUAUCAAUCCUAUGUGGAAUGAGGAUUUGAUGUUUGUUGCUGCUGAACCAUUUGAAGAGCCUUUGUUUUUGACUGUGGAAGAUAGAGUGGGAUCAGGCAAAGAUGAAGUCUUGGGGAAGUGUGUCAUUGCUUUACAGAAUGUGCAGCGGAGGUUAGACCAUAAACCUGUUAACACAAGGUGGUUUAAUCUAGAGAAGCAUGCAAUUGUAGAUGGGGAACAGAAGAAAGAGAUUAAGUUUGCUAGCAGGAUUCAUUUAAGGGUUUGUUUGGAUGGCGGGUAUCAUGUUCUGGAUGAGUCGACACACUACAGUAGUGACCUUAGGCCUACAGCAAAGCAGUUGUGGAAACCAAGCAUUGGGAUUUUGGAGCUCGGGGUUAUAAGUGCAGUGGGACUGAUGCCAAUGAAGGCGAAAGAUAGCCAAGGAACCACAGAUGCUUAUUGUGUAGCUAAAUAUGGGCAGAAAUGGGUUCGAACAAGGACUAUUGUGGAUAAUUUUACUCCCAAGUGGAAUGAGCAGUACACAUGGGAGGUCUUCGACCCGUGUACUGUCAUUUCAAUUGGGGUUUUUGACAAUGGUCAUAUACAUGGGGGUGAUAAAGGGGGAAAGGAUUCAAGAAUUGGGAAGGUAAGGAUACGGCUAUCUACACUUGAAGCUGACAGGGUUUACACACAUUCCUAUCCUCUUCUUGUCCUGCAUCCUUCCGGCGUGAAGAAAAUGGGCGAAAUUCAACUGGCAGUGAGGUUUACAUGCUCGUCUUUGGUUAAUAUGUUGCACAUGUAUUCACAUCCUUUGUUGCCAAAAAUGCACUACAUUCAUCCAUUGUCUGUAAUUCAGCUAGAUAGCUUGAGGCAUCAGGCUAUGCAGAUCGUCUCAAUGAGGCUCAAUCGGGCUGAACCACCACUGAGGAAAGAGGUGGUGGAGUAUAUGCUAGAUGUUGAUUCGCAUAUGUGGAGCAUGAGAAGAAGCAAGGCCAACUUUUUCAGAAUAAUGGGAGUUUUAAGUGGGGUGAUUGCAGUAGGAAAAUGGCUCGAUCAAAUCUGCAACUGGAAGAAUCCUCUUACAACCAUUUUGAUUCAUGUCCUUUUCAUCAUAUUGGUUCUUUAUCCGGAACUAAUUCUUCCCACUAUUUUUCUUUACCUGUUCCUGAUCGGCAUUUGGAACUUCAGAUGGAGGCCAAGACACCCUCCUCACAUGGACACCAGGCUAUCUCAUGCUGAUGCUGCUCAUCCUGAUGAACGUGAUGAAGAGUUUGACACAUUCCCAACUUCACGGCCAUCAGACAUUGUUCGAAUGAGGUAUGAUCGACUGAGAAGUAUAGCAGGGAGGGUUCAGACUGUUGUUGGUGAUAUGGCAACUCAAGGCGAAAGAUUUCAGUCUCUUCUGAGUUGGAGAGACCCAAGAGCAACCACUUUGUUUGUUACUUUCUGUCUGAUUGCUGCCAUUGUUCUCUAUGUGACGCCAUUCCAAGUUGUGAGUCUUCUAACAGGAAUUUAUGUGUUGAGGCAUCCCAGGUUCCGCCACAAGCUUCCUUCAGCACCACUCAACUUCUUUAGAAGGUUGCCUGCAAGAUCAGACAGUAUGCUAUAAGUAAUUCAGCACAACUAGCUUUCAUCACUUGUCAUCAUAAGUGAUUAUUUCAUUAGUCUGCCUGAACUCAUUUAUGUUCUUAUGUUUUAAGUUAUGUUUAUUGUAAUCAAGAUGUGUUGUUGUAUUCGUAGGAUUCAGUUUGAACAUAUCCAAUGCAGAACUAGAAUUUGGGGUGUCACUG